Hippoglossus stenolepis (Pacific halibut) is the source of this 3286-nucleotide messenger RNA. It is a transcript of the gene ramp2, whose product is annotated as receptor (G protein-coupled) activity modifying protein 2. Gene Ontology annotation, molecular function: coreceptor activity. The transcript has 4 exons. Gene Ontology annotation, cellular component: membrane; signaling receptor complex; cell surface. Bases 1387 to 1986 code for a protein of 199 amino acids. The record is from RefSeq and is a predicted model, not a curated record. Lineage: Eukaryota; Metazoa; Chordata; Actinopteri; Pleuronectiformes; Pleuronectidae. Gene Ontology annotation, biological process: protein localization to plasma membrane; angiogenesis; cellular response to hormone stimulus.
ACGUUAUUGUCAACAGUCGACAACAUGUCUGUGUGUCUGUAUAUAUAUAUAUUCAAUGUAUAUUUCAAAUAGGGAUUAUGUGUUUGAGUCCAGUGGGGGGUGGUUUUGGGUCAUUUCCUUACAUCCAUUUUCUUGGCCUGGAACAGACACACAGAGAAAGCAGAGCUCGGAGAUACUGUUUUCUGCCAAGAUCUCCUUGUGUGUAUUAUCUUGAGAAUCCAAGAAAAACUCCUGGGGAGGUCUCUACCAGUGUGGGGGUCAGCAACAGCAGAUAAAAGGUCCAUAAUGGUUUGGGGUUAAAGGUUAACUGAAACCUCAUUAUGAGCAGCCCCCACCUGGCUCCACUUCCUGAAUUUGUUCGUCAUUCACCCCAUGCAACGUCUGUGAUCAACGCAUGAACUCAGAGUUGUGAAACAACUGGAACUUUGGAGCAGCGCCCCUUUCGCUGUUCCUCAUCCUGUGCCUUCCCUUUUUUUUUUCUCCUUUCCCCUGACUGUCCCCCCUCCUUCCCCUGCCAACUCCCCCCAAACUCUGAGCUCCUCCUCUGCUGAAAAGACACAUUUCCUGAUGUCAUUACUAAAUCAAAAUGCUGCUCGGCAAACAGAUGUUGUGAGAGGCCCAACAUGUGGAUCCAGUGAAAUAAAUGAACGAGCUGGUCAUGAGAAAACACGAGCCGUGCAUUUCAUUUAUCAUUCAAUCAAUGAAGCCAUCUCUCGCUCUCUCUCUCUCUCUUACUGCUCUUUUAAAGUUGUGAGUGGUGACAGUGAGAAACUACCUCGUAGAUGAAACACACUGGUGAGCUGCUCGUGACAGAAAAGAACAAACACUUGCCACAGCUAUAGUGGAAAUAUCUGCUUUUAAACAGCCCGUCAGCUGUGUCUAACAACUUGUUCCAGGUUUGGUCAAAUUAACCUAGAUAUGAAAUCCAGGCUGUCUGCACAGCACACCCUGCAGCGUCAUGAUUACUUCCACCCCAAAACGCUAAAGCCCUAAAUGUUUACUUAUGUUUCCUAUUUGGCAGAGGCAGCCCAAAAGGCAAAUAAAUCACAUGCUGUGAGCUGGCCAGGCCGUCGACUGUGAGAAACUGAGACUAAAAAGCAGAACAAGAGUUAAAGAGUAAGGGUUUUCAGAUGUGAGUCCAGCCCAGCUUGGGUGUGCUCCCUUUUAUUUGGGAGAAUGGAGAAGACAAUCUUUGUUGCCUCCACCCCUUUAAAAAGGAAGAAAGUCCUAAAGAAACGCGUGUUGGAGAGGGGAAGCACUGCUGCCAAGGCGCAGGGCCGUCAGACAGAUCUUCGAAGAACAUCUGGUAACCGCGGGUAACACUGUUUGGACAUCUGGUAACCGAAGGUUACACUGCGUCUCUUCCAUCCUGCCGGGUUUCCUGUUAUGCCUCGCUGUACACAGACUAAGACGUGUAGGUUUAUUAUACAUGGUCAUCAGCUGGGGGAAUCGCACCUUUAUUCGUUUUCUUCUGACAUGAAUGGAGCACUUGGUUUCAUUGGGGUAUUCCUCUCCUUUCUCUCCGACACCACUUAUGGAGUGGCUACCGUGCCAUUUGCUUGUGGGAAUGAUACUCACCGUUGCCCGGAUAUAUGCAACUUCUGUAGUGAUAUGUACGGUGCUCCAACAAUGGAUUGCCUGUCAACCCUGAUUGGCCAUUUAUGUCUCAACACUUUUGAGAGUUCAAUGGCGUCACUAAACAGCACUGACUGGUGCAUUUGGGGUAACGUGAGCGGUUUGUACAGUAACCUAAGCCAUUGCACAGAGGAGAUGUCUGACUGUCUCUUGAUCCCGUGGCCCAACCCGCUGGUGGAAGAGACCUUUGUGGACAUUCACACCAGGUUCUUCCAGGAUUGUCCAGCAGAGGAGUUGACCGACCCGCCGCCAGUCGUCGUCUUAGCCCUGGUGGUAACUCCCAUCUGCCUGAUCCCGGUCAUGGUCAUCCUUGUGGUGUUCAAAACUAAGAAUGGCGAUGGCAGCUACUGAGGAUCUCAAGUCUUGGUUCACAGUCACCAGGGAAAUCACGAUUUUGGACCUAUGCUCUGUCUAUUCUCCCAACUCGAGGACUGCUUGUUUACACGCAGGCUGCUGCCGCUCUUUAAUCGCACCGGUGAGCUUUCAGAGGAGUGACUGUCUCUGACAAGUUUACCUGCACUUCACUUCUCUGAGGAAUUCUGAAACAUCAGCAGCAGAGAAAACCGAUCAAUAGACACUUCUGACCCAGAGUUAAUAAUGUCAUAUUCUGUGGCUGAUCAGCGACAAACUCCCUGGUGUUAACAGACGCUAACUGUGACAAAAUCCUUUGUUAUUAUUAAUUCAUGUACUGUAUCUCAUUAACACUUUUAAAGAAGAGAGACUGUGACAAAAGAUUUGCUUUCAACCACCGACUGGAAAUCGGAACACUGAUGGUUUUGGUUACAUCCAAACUGGAUGCACAUGUUCGGAAAACGGCUCUAUCUGAAAUGGAGAACACAAUUUUCAGGUUUAUGAUGACAAAAGCUCUAGAGCUUGCAAAAAUAUAUAUUUGUUGACAGUCCUCGUUAAGUCUGACACCAUCUGUCUCGGUAAAAGACAAGAUUCUGAAAUGAUUACUUAUUGCUGAACUCGUGAGCUCUUCAAACUUAACUCUGCUUUGAGCCACUAAUUAGACGACGUACUAUUCAAACCAAGGCUGAUCUGAGUACAGGUAUGCGUUCGUACUUUGAUAUAUGCAAAUUAUCAUCUACGUGUACACAGGGGGAACAGGAAACGGAGUAUAGUGUGAUGUAUGGAUGUGGUUACGUGAGUCAGAGCAUAUGGUUGGGGGGGUCAGAGGUUACAGAUGGGACACAAUGAAUGGGUACGCCCAGAGAGGGAGAUCCUUUUCCUGGUAUUGUCUAUUUCUUGAAUAGUAUUGAAUCCUUAAGCACUUUCACUGUGACAAUCCUCACGAUCUUAUAUUGAUGAGCUGAACGAAGUGUAUCUAACGUCUCAGUCCAGUUCAGACAAAGGGACAUAUUUAGUUUGUCUGUGCAGCAUAGUGAUAAACACUGAUCGAUGACAAGAAGAUAAGCUUGCUGUCUUUUGCUUGAAUCUUGAUACCCUUGGGUAUGUGUUGUUAUGACGAUAAAGCCAUUGUAAGCGCUUUCAGAUUUGGAACCAAAUGUGUAUUUAUAUACUGUGUUAUUUUUCUGCUAUUGUCAGGACUUACUGUGCUGUCUGUGAGAACACACCCUGCCUGCUCUCACACCAUGUACUGUAUGUACUUUUUAUAUUUUAUACAAUUAAAACUACAGUUGGAAUGUUG